This is a messenger RNA of Pichia kudriavzevii, 465 nucleotides long. RefSeq lists its product as uncharacterized. The transcript has a single exon. The coding region runs from base 1 to 465 and encodes 154 amino acids. Lineage: Eukaryota; Fungi; Ascomycota; Pichiomycetes; Pichiales; Pichiaceae. The record is from RefSeq and is a predicted model, not a curated record.
AUGCCAGAAGAAGUAGAGAAGAAGGUUUUGGAAGAAACUAAGGAUGAGAAUGCCGAAAAGAGAAAGGUAGAAGAUGCUGAACCUUCUACUGAACCAGAUGCGAAAAAGCCGAAGACUGAGGAAAAGAAGAAGAAGAAGAAGAGACACGACCGGUAUGCCGAUUUGGAGGAACCCAAGACUGAUUCUGACGAAUCCGAUGAUGAGAAAGAAGAAAUUGACGACGAGAAGUUGAUUGUAGAAGAUGAGGAGGAAGACGACUUACAAGAAAUUGAUGCCUCGAACAUCAUCAGUGGUGGCAGAAGAACCAGGGGUAAAGUCAUAGACUACUCCAAGGUUGAGCAGGAUAUCCAAAAGGAAAGCGAAACCAAUUCUGCUGAGGGUGACGACGAUGAAGGUGAAGAUGAAGAUGAAGACUUCAAAGAAAAGGAAGAAAAAGACGAAAAAGAAAAGGUAAACAACCCUUAG